Rotaria sp. Silwood1 is the source of this 594-nucleotide messenger RNA. NCBI's taxonomy places the organism in Eukaryota, Metazoa, Rotifera, Eurotatoria, Philodinida, Philodinidae. The record is from the annotation of a GenBank genome assembly.
AUGCAUAAAAUAAUUCAUAUUAUUAACGUUAUUUUCGUUUUAUUAAUUGUUUUGGGAUAUUGUCGUUUUGUACCUGAAAGAAAUGAAGUUCAUUUCGAUCGAGUUUUAUAUUCACGUCGAUGGGGACGUUGGUGUACAGAAGAUAUCGAAUGUGGUCGUGGUUUUUGUAAAGGUUACAUAUGUCAAUGUUAUCGUGGAUAUAUAACAUGGAGAUUUAUGGAAGUUUGUAAUUAUGAACAACGAACUAAAUUAACAGCUUUUCUUGUUUCAUUUUUUACUGGUAUAUUUGGUACUGAUUGGUUUUUUUUAUCAAGAGGUGAAGCUAGAUAUAUUAUUGCUGGUAUUUUUAAAUUAAUUAUUUCACUUGGAUGUAUUAUUGGAUGGCCUAUAACUAUUGUUGGCAUAUCGGAAAAAAGGUCUCGUCUUCGUAUGACAGCUGAAGCUGUUAGUGUUAUUCUUAGUGUUACAUCAUUUAUAUGGUGGUUAACUGAUUGGAUUAGAAUUUUAGCUGAUGUAUUUUAUGAUGGACAUGGAGCACCGUUACAAACAUGGGGAUAUAAUUAUUAUUAUGAUAGAAUUCUAUAUCGCCUAUAA